AUGGGUGAGGGGACUUCCUUCCAGUUACUGGCAGCAGCAAUUGGUUCCAGCCUCCAGCUUCUAUCAGUAUCCCCCAGAACUAAUCAGCAGCUCAACAAGGCUGACCUCAAAAGUUCAGAACCAGGACGAGGGCUCCCCGGCGACAGUCGGUACCAAAGACCUCAGCGUACACGACUGGGUUCAAAACGCGAAGCUUCCAUCAGAAACAAACCAAGACACCCCCUCCCCCCACGACUCCUCCGGGGCAACCUCGAGGUUUCAGAAAGCAGCAACAGAUACUCCCGAGCAAGCAAGCGGCAGUCCAGGAAUGUUUUAACCAGGAGGGGUCUCCCCGCAGCCUACAGAGAACCCCGACGCCGAGGAGCGCCUCUACACUCGAACCCUGACUCCAGCACCCCGGGGGGAAGCGGGCUAUUUGCACAAAGCGCCCCUACCUCACCCUCCACAGUGCGGACACACACACUCGGCUGCGAGGGGGAAGCCCGGGGAGGAAAACCCUGCAUUCCACGCGGUUCGCCCCCGGAGAGCGGACGUGGAGAGGUUGGGGUCCCCGCCCCGGGAGGCGAGGGGGCCGCACCGCAGCCCCGGCCUCCGCGCAGAGGAGCGAGCGGUUCGCACGAAGGAAGGAAUCCCCGAGAUUCGCCCACGGGGUCCUCCCCAAGCCGGACUCCCCACCCCCGCCAAGACCCUCGAAGAAACGGGAACAAUGAGAAGCCGCCUCCCCCGCCAUCCCCGCCCCGAGAGCGGCCGGGGGUGGCGGCGCCAUCUCUCCUCACACCCCCGCGAACACACCCCCCCCCCGGCCCCGGGGCGGCCGUCAGCCUCCCGCAGCCACGCCGAGCUAACGCGCGGCCGAGCCCGCCGCUUCCGCGCCCCUCGCCUACCCGCCCGCCCCGCUCACCGGCUCCUGCUCCAGUCCGGGGCUGCGCUAGCCGCGGCCGGAGCGAGACUCAGUCACUCCAGGACUGACAGAGGGCUCCAGAUUGACAGAGGGCUCACCAUCUUGUAGCUGUAUCACCCAGAACACAGCAACUGAGUCUCUGUGGCAGAGGAAGAAAUGAAAUGCUGUGGGAGCAGAGAAGAGAAGACAAUUUCAAACAAGGAGAAUUUGAGUCUUAGAUCUUGAAGAAUAAGCAGGAUUUUGGUAAGCAGAGAAUGAAACAUUCCUGGAUAAAGGGAACCAAGUGGGCAGGUAAGCAGAGUUCAAUUGCACGGUGUAUUUGAGGAACUGUAAGUGGUCUACUGUGGGUGGUGGAGAGGCUGCGGUGAGGUGUGAGGCUGAAGAGGUUGAUGACUAUUAUGUCGUGUGAGCCUUACUUAAAUAUGAGCUCCGGAGUUCAAAUUUUACUCUGGAAAGCCCAUUGGAAGUUUUUGAAAACAGGAAGUAAUAUGGUACUCAACUUCAUCACUGUGCUUGAGGUGGAUUAAUUAUCCUAGGUUAGAGGAACAGUAAGAGACGCUGGGGAAGUGAUACAAGAGUUAGAUGGACUUUGGACUAGCUUACUCCAAGGUGUUUUCUGACCAUAAGACUUGAUCAUUGGAGAGAAAAAGACAAUUGGCAGAGAUAGCAAAUACUGGCCAAAGUACUUCAGGAAUAAGGUAAUGAGAACCUGGACCUGGUGGUAAUAGAGGGCAUGGAAAAGAAUACACACAUUUGAGAGACAUAUUUGAGAAAGAAAACCUGUGUUAGUGUCAGACUGAAUGUGAGAAGUGAGAGAAAGGAGUCCAAAAAUUCCACAGGGUGCUUGAGAACAGAAUACUCAGAGUCAAUGUUCAGGAAGAGCUAUGGCCCUGAAGUCGGUGGAUUUGCUUGGAUGCUUCUGAAAAGAAAAACUCUUGAGCUCUAUUGUAUUAAAACAGCUUUGUUUUUUAAAACUAGUGGAGAAAGCUUUAGCCCACCAGGAAGCUUGUCCUUCCCCAACAGAUGGAGUUACAAAGCUUGAACUUGGUCCGGGGCAACUCUGUUCCAUAGCAACUAAACCUAGCAAGAGACGUAGCCAUGAAUUAGAAUGGGAUCCGGAAUGUAACCCUUAAGUCCUGGUGUUUUGCUUUGUUCCCUCUGAAGAUUCUAUUCUAGAUAUGUUAAUUUUGUUCUAUCAUUCCUACUGCCCCCUUUGCCCUUACAAUUCCCAAUCCUCUCUUUUUAUAAGGCUACCACUUUUCAUGUCUUGCACCUGGGAGAAUACUAGUACCCAUAAGGGAAGGUCAGAGAGGGUGUUCAUUUGUGAAAAGGAUAAAGAAUUUUAUUUCAGAUGAGUUGAGUGUGAACUAAAGGCAAGAAAUCUAGGUGCAAAUUUCCAGCAGUAGAUAGAAAACACAGAUCUGAGCUCAAAAAAGAAAUUGGAAAUAGAGGUACAGAUUGCAAAGUCCUGGUCAAAAGCUGAGAGUUAAAGUUGCUGAAGAUUCCAAUGGAAAGUGGUUAUAGAGAGAGCCAGAGGGCUCUGCUGUGAAACUUGGAGCUUGGUCACCUCUAUGCAGUGUAGGGAGGAAAAAAGAGUGAAAGGAUCCAAGAACAAAAGAGGCAGUGAAGACAGAUGAGAGAAAAUCCAGGAGACUGUAGCCUCAUGAAAGCAAGGGAAACAGUUUCCAAAAAAAGAGGAUCACAGUCCAUAUUGGUUAAAGUUUUUUAAGUUUAAGAGGUUUGCCAAUAACAGGGAGGCCAAAAGAAAGACAAAAAAAUAAUAUAGAAUUCAAUUAGGCAGAGAGGAGAUUCUUACCAAGUCACAGUAACAUCUAAGGUUGUAAAAUAUGUUACUUGUUUAAAAGGAAAAAAGGGUCUGUCUGAGGGCAUAUGCUCUGUCUGUUGGGAUCUUCAGCAACUCUAACUCUCAGUUUCUGACUAGGACUUUCCAAUCUGUAUUUCUUUUUCUAACUUCCUUUCUGAUUUCAUUCUGUGUUUGAUAUCUAUUUACUAGGUUGGAAGAAAGUGGGCAGGCAGGAGAAUGACCAUCACUGAAAGAAAGGGCUCAGGAAAGAGCCCUAACUUCAUAAUCUCUGAUAGACCUCAAUCUAUGCAUUUUUGUGCCCCAAAUUUUAGGCCAAGUAGGAUGGAAAAUCUGCUACCUUUGGUUGGAUAAGUGAUUCUGUAACCCUGGAAAUAUAUAGAAAAUUAUGAUAUAGCUCAGAAGUAUUGAAUUCCCAUUUUUGUAGUAGUUUAGGGCUAUGUUUUAUAAUAUUGUGAUAAUCCAUAUGUGUUUGUUGAUUAUUUAAAUGUUUAGAUAAAUCAUGCUGUUUAUUCUGUCAGAUAUUUGAAGUAUUUGAAGAUUAUAAAAUUGGAAAACAUAAUUUAAAAUAUUUUAGGGGAAUUUAUCUUUUUGAAACAUAAUUAGCUGAAUAUUAGCCUAAUAACAAGUAAAAGUGAC
Messenger RNA from Aethalodelphis obliquidens (Pacific white-sided dolphin), 3362 nucleotides. Its product is annotated as leucine-rich repeat extensin-like protein 5. The record is from RefSeq and is a predicted model, not a curated record. The transcript has 4 exons. Lineage: Eukaryota; Metazoa; Chordata; Mammalia; Artiodactyla; Delphinidae. The coding region runs from base 1 to 969 and encodes 322 amino acids.